AUGGCAAGCGAAACACCACAAAGCCCGCCUACCACUCCUCCGCCACAGUUCCACAUGUAAAAAGUACACGUUAGAAUUUAAUAGUUUUUCAAAUUACAGAUCUGCCGAUGUAGAUACUGAGUUUGUGAAUUUUGCUAGCGAUGUGCCGGGAGAGCCUUUCCGACCGAUGCGGCCAGGAAGUAAAUUUUUUAAUUGUUGCUUCAAAUUUAAAAUAUUUCUUUUUCAGUAAACAAUCGUCCUCGUGAUAUAAGAGAAGCAGAGAUUUUCAACCAAGAAGUCUGCUCGAAAAGAACUUUCAAUGAAGUUAACUACGAGCAGUACGGUGAUUCUUCAUUUAUCGAUCGAAAUUGGACUCAGAACUUCAGAACUGCAUGAGAAACGGAUGCAAAGUUUACGAGAAGCUUUGGAAGACGUCAGGAAGAUUCAAUGGCUUCACGUCGUCAAGAAGAAAUGA
Messenger RNA from Caenorhabditis auriculariae, 454 nucleotides. NCBI's taxonomy places the organism in Eukaryota, Metazoa, Nematoda, Chromadorea, Rhabditida, Rhabditidae. The record is from the annotation of a GenBank genome assembly.